ACCGUCAAAGUUUGUGUGUGGUACGUGCAAGACGACAGUGAAUUCUGCUUGGUCACUUGUACAACAUGUGCAAAGCAUUCAUGGCAUGAAGAUUUAUUUACCAGCAUCAGAGCUUUCUGUACAACUUUCCAAUCUAUCAACUCCAUCUCCUAAGGCACCAUCAGACCAUGUGAUGACUCCUCCGACUCCAAACACUGCUGAUGCAUUGCCACACCCUCCUCAUCCCUUCAUGUUCCGCAUGCCAUUUGAUCGUCAACACCAACUGCCACCAGGUCCAGCGCUCAGUCCGUUUAACCGUCCUCCAACGGGUCCGGAUUUUCGCUUGGACCUGUUAAAUGAUCCGUUUCAUUCAAGGUCUGUCCAGGGCCUUUCUAAUAUUUCAUCAGCAUUUGAUGUACCGCCGCCAUUUCCGGCCCCCUUCAGUGACCGACCGCGGAUCAUGGAAACAAUAGACUUUUACUCACAGCGUCUUCGACAAUUGGCAUCAACACAGACACCCCCUUUACGAAAACCUACACCCCCAUUUUCACAGACUCCUUCAACAUUUACAUCGAUAACACCAACACCAUCGCAUUCUCAAGAUUCUUUACCAAAGAAUUUAAGCCCUGCAAGUAAAUUAAAAUCUUGUGAGUUUUGUGGGAAAUGUUUCCGAUUUCAAAGUAAUCUAAUCGUACAUCGAAGAUCUCACACAGGAGAGAAGCCAUUUAAAUGUCCCAUAUGUCCACAUGCAUGCACACAAGCUAGUAAACUAAAACGGCAUAUGAAAACUCACUUAAACAAGUCACCCCUCAGUAGUAUGUCUCAGACUUCAAACAUAUCUAAUGCCUCCGAAGGCAGUGUGCCAUCCAGUAGCAGCACACCCGACUCAAACAAACAUAUGAUAAAACAUAACGAUUCUAAUAUUGACUUAGACAACGAAGAGGAAAACGAAGAGGAGGAAGAGGAAGAGCUUGAAGAGGAGUUAGAGGAGGAUGACGAUCUUGAAGGGAUGGAGACCGUUCACAAUGGGUCUCCCGAUCCUUUGGAUUGUCAUGUAAGUAAAAAUAGAGACGACCACUCUUCUCAGGAGCGCAGGACUCCGAACGAGAGGUCGAAGGAUUUGAGCCACAUGCCCGGCGCUGGAGAGAAGUCUUUGCUGAGUGAGGUGAUGGAAAACACAGGUCUCAAUAACAUUCAGCAAUAUAACGAGGCGUUCCAGCAGGCGUUGGCUGAGAACAUCCACAACAAGGAUAGCACAAAGGUUGAAGAAGAUGGUUCGGAGGGCACCGAGAACGGUGAUAGAGACAUAAAGUCUGAAGACACAGAUGUGUCGUACACUAGUCAGGAAAAACCUGAACCUCUAGAUUGCAGUGAAUCGCCCUACACAAAACGAAUUAAGACUGAACCACUGGAAAUAGUAAAUAGUAUGGAAUCUAUAUAUUCUAAUAUGUGGUUACCUAGUAGUCACCACCAAGAGUAUUUUUUAUCUGGUCUAUCUGCAAGGCUUAGCGACCCUAAUCACAACAGUUUCAAUUCUCCAUCAGAAAGUGCCUUGAAGCCAAAUCUGACUUCGCACCCUAAAGCCGGCCCUAGUUCUAAUAGUACCCCCAGUAAUGGUGGGCCAAUAUCAAAUCGGAAAGACCGGCGGAAUGAUACCUGUGAAUUUUGUGGGAAAGUUUUCAAGAACUGCAGCAAUUUAACGGUGCACCGAAGAAGUCAUACUGGUGAGAAGCCAUAUAAGUGUGAGUUGUGCAGCUAUGCGUGCGCACAGUCGAGUAAGCUGACUAGACACAUGAAGACGCACGGCCGUAUCGGGAAGGACGUGUACAGGUGUAAGUUCUGUAGCAUGCCCUUCUCCGUGCCGAGUACUUUGGAGAAACAUAUGCGCAAGUGUGUCGAGAACCGGCAAGUACGAGCAGUUCAGGAGACUGACACAGAUACAAACAGCACUACGACAUCUACAUUAUAGUUUUUUUUUCUUCUGUUUUUUUUUUUUUCUCUUUUUUUUUUUUCUCCAAAAUGACUACUUGAUGUUCAAACAUUUAUUAUUAUAAAAA
This is a messenger RNA of Octopus sinensis (East Asian common octopus), 2036 nucleotides long. Its product is annotated as B-cell lymphoma/leukemia 11A-like. Gene Ontology annotation, cellular component: nucleus. The coding region runs from base 86 to 1948 and encodes 620 amino acids. Gene Ontology annotation, biological process: regulation of transcription by RNA polymerase II. The transcript has a single exon. NCBI's taxonomy places the organism in Eukaryota, Metazoa, Mollusca, Cephalopoda, Octopoda, Octopodidae. The record is from RefSeq and is a predicted model, not a curated record. Gene Ontology annotation, molecular function: RNA polymerase II cis-regulatory region sequence-specific DNA binding; DNA-binding transcription factor activity.